This is a messenger RNA of Phoenix dactylifera (date palm), 1500 nucleotides long. Lineage: Eukaryota; Viridiplantae; Streptophyta; Magnoliopsida; Arecales; Arecaceae. The record is from RefSeq and is a predicted model, not a curated record.
AUGGAGCUCUGCUCUGUCUUCCUUCCUACCAUCCUCCUCCUCCUCCUCUCUGUUCUCUACUCCGCCAUUCUCUUCUUCAAACGAAGUGCGCCGCCAAAAGCAACAGAGUCCUUAGUGCUCAAGAGUUACCCGGUAAUAGGAAACCUCCCUCACUUCAUCAAGAACGGGCGUCGCUUGCUGGAAUGGACCACGGACCUCAUCGCCAGCUCCCCCACCGGCACCGUCACCGUCGCGCCCAUCGUCUUCACCGCCAACCCCACGAACGUCGAGCAUGUCGCCCGGACCAACUUCCAGAACUACCCCAAGGGCGGCGAGAUUCUGUCCACCUUCCACGAUUUCCUCGGCCGCGGCAUCUUCAACUCCAACGGCGAGGAGUGGCUCCUCCAGCGUAAGGCUGCUAGUUUCGAGUUCAAUACCAAGUCUCUCCGCGCCUUCGUCCUCGACAAAGUCCGCCACGAGACCGUCGACAGGCUGAUCCCUCUGCUGAAGAGAGCCGGCCGGAGCGGCGAGGUGUUGGACCUCCAGGACGUGCUCGAGCGCUUCGCGUUUGAUAAUAUCUGUAGCCUGGUGUUCGGGGAGGACCCCAAAUGCCUCGCCUUGGAGAGCGAGGACGGCGAGCGGUUCUACCACGCGUUCCAUGAGGCCACGGAGCUCUCUAUUGAGAGGGCGAAGCAGCCCUUCUCGCUGAUUUGGAAGCUUAGCAAGUGGCUCGAUCUCGAAUCAGAGAGAAGGUUAAGGGAAUCCAUGGAGACAGUCCACGGACUGGUAGAAAAGUACGUUCGGUCGAGGAGGAAGCUAAGCAGAGAAGGCGGCGGCAGUGAUUUCUUGUCCCGAUUCGCGGCGGACGGAGCCCACUCGGACGAGUUUAUCCGGGAUAUCCUCAUAAGCUUCGUGCUCGCGGGGCGGGAUACCACGCCCACGGCUCUCACCUGGUUCUUCUGGAUCCUUUCUUCGAAGCCAGAAGUUGUAGAGAAGAUAAGAGAGGAGAUUAGAGUAAUCCGAUCGCAGCGCAGGAAUUACGAUAGCGAGGUGCUAACGCUCGACGAGCUAAGGGAGAUGGGAUAUCUCCACGCGGCGUUGUCGGAGUCGAUGCGGAUCUACCCGCCGGUGCCGCUGCGACCGUGCGAGAGCCGCCGGGAGGACGAGCUGCCGGACGGGACGCGGGUGCGAAAGGGGUGGACGGUGAUGUACAGCACGUACGCGAUGGGGAGGGCGGAGGGGAUAUGGGGGCAGGAUUGCGGGGAGUUCCGGCCGGAGCGGUGGAUGGAGGACGGGGUAUUCCAGCCGGCGAGCCCGUUCCGGUACACGGUGUUCCACGCGGGGCCGAGGAUGUGCUUGGGGAAGGACAUGGCGUAUAUCCAGAUGAAGGCCGUGGCUGCGAGUAUUUUGGAAGGAUUUGAGGUGGAGGUGGUGGAGAACAGGGGGAAGCACCAUCUCUCGAUGACGAUGAGGAUGGAAGGUGGCUUGCCCGUGAGGAUCAAGGAGAGGAACAUCUCCUAA